AUGAGACGAUGGACAGAAGACUCGGAUAGUGACUGGGAUGCAGUGGGGGAUGAAAACCCGCUCUUGCCGUCGGGCGGCCUUUGCGGGGGCCGCAGUACUGGCCUUGGAGCCACCGCACCGGGAAGGACAUCAACGCCAAAGGCACACCCACCAUCACCGCGGGCGACCACCACCACCACAGUGCUACCAUUAGAAAGUUGCCGUAUUGGUGCCUCCAUGCCGCGAGAGGAAGGCGGCAUCUCUGCAGCCUUCAACUCUUCUGAGAGUAAGCCAGAAAAGAUGUGUGUUGCGAUGGAGUGUGGUGAUGUGUAUUCUGGAGAGGUAAAGAUGGACCGAGGAACAAUGGUUCCGCACGGCCAUGGAACACUUGAGUCGCCAUCAGGCAAGCACUGCUACGUUGGAGGAUUUGUCAGUCGUCGACGUGACGGGGAUGGAAAGUUAACGACAGAGCGCUACGUGCUUUGGUCCAAAUGGAAGAUGAACCGUCCAGAUUUGACGAGCCCCGCUCGCAUUGACUACCUCGACGGCAGCAAAUACGGUGGCUACUUUGCGUUCCGGCAGAAUAACGCGGCGGCGUUGCAUUCUUUUCGGGGCUCAAAAACACGCCUGUCAAACUUCUCGACUUGGGUGCAAACGAACACGCCGGUGCGCGAGCGAUGGGGAGAGUUUGUUGGAGUCAACGGCGACCGUUACUUUGGCCAGUGGGAGAACGAUUUGCCGUCGGGGUUUGGUUGUCUGGUGACGUCUGGCGGUGAUCGCUAUGUGGGCCUAUUUGAGGAAGGUAAAUUUCACGACACGGGGACACUAUUUUCUCUCUCCUACGGGGGACAAAAUGCCUGCAGCUCCCUCCUGGACGGGGCGAAUUUUGUACUCUCGCGCGAGUCGUAUUUGAGGCAGGCUACUGAUGUGGGGGCGGACACUGACACGGACGACGAUGAGGACGAUGCCACGUUAGAUGCAACGAUGGCAAUGAAAGGCCAUGAGAAAGAAAGGUGGGGCGGUGUCAUUUUUGAUGGUGGGUGGGAACGGGGUCGUUUUGUGGGUGAGGGGUACGUGACGCUUCCGUGCGGAUCAAGGAUUCUUGCUGCAUGGAAGAGUUCGACGUAUCCCACGAACGGUCGUGUGUUUCUUGGCUCUUUCUACAACCGUACCCAGGCUGGCAUGAAUGCGCGGGGUUGGUUUCAAUGUUUUCAUUGGGAACCGCUGCUCUGUGGCACCUCUGAGGAGUUACGGGCAGAGGAGUACGAUUCCUGCGCUCCAUAUCGUGAGCGACUUCAUGGGGCAACGACACAGGAAGAGGUGCAGGCAGUACUUGCAGAUUUUUGUGGCAGUCAGGGGGCCGUGCGAAACGCAUUGAAGCUAUUCCGCCGUUGUUUUUAUUUUUUUUAUGGGACCUGCGGGAAAGGCAGCGAAAUCAGCGCCGGGUUGGGUUCGAAUAGACUUGGCUGGUGUUAUCUACGCAACACCUACGGGGGCUGCAUUCACCGACGAAAGGGACGCCCCAUAGUAGUGGGCGACGUGGACUUGGCAAUGACUGACAUUAUUUCCUUUGUCGGCUCUGUCGAACGCUGGGUGGUGGCGAUGCUGGGUGAUGCCGCUGUGGCUGACAGUAGUUCUGAGAUGUUUGUUGCGCGUAGGGUCUUGGAUUACGUUCUUCGGGACACCCACGACGUCCUCCUGAACCUCUACCUGCAUGCCUUCAAGGAGGAGGACGUUUCGCUGUCGGCCGCACUCGAGCGGCUGCGGGAGCGCACCACACAGGACGACAUGGGCGUUGUUUUCGCCCGCCAGCAGAGUGAGGAGCAGCUCUUUGACCCAUACGCGGACGCCAUUCAUGGCAUUGAACAGCUGGAGCGGAACACGCACACAUUCACUGGAAAGCUGCGAGUUUUGGCGCGGUGGUCGAGGGAGAUCGAUCUCGCCGCACGACUGGCACAAGUGACCCUUGACGACAAAUCGUUUUUGCUUCUCCCGCGGGGCCACAUGCAUCUCGAAUCAGGCUCCGCAGAUGAUCUUCUUCCCAUUUACCAGUACGUUUUGAUCAAGGCGCGGCUGCGUCACUUGUACGUCCACACCAAACUGCUGGUUGAUUUGAGCAGUGAGGACAUGUUUAUGGAGUUCGCGUCUCCGGAGAAUUUUUUUGUCACCACCCUGCACGCGUGCACCACAAUGUUGGCGAGGCUGCAUCCUCUGCUGCGUGACAAGGGGCAAAUUUUGGUGCCCUCUUCUUUCUUCGAGUAUCAACUCCGCUCAGCGGUUCGUUCCAUCCAUCGCAUGGCUGCUUCCUUCGUGGAUGUCUUCGUAUCGCAUACGGGGGAGGUGUGUGCCACGCAGGACGCGGAUGAGUUGCGUGACAUUGCCGUGGGGUACCUCAAGGCAUGGCUUCCCGUGGCGUUGGAUGCUCUCUCGACAUGGAGGUGCGCGCACACGGAGAGUACCGGCCAUACGAUUUCAGUUUUGAGGUUGCUGCAGAGUACUACGGCAGGGAAACUGUCACACCUACGCGACAGUCAGUGCCCGCGCAGUGUGGCACUUUUUUGCUGGCACACCGCAGCGCACAUUGUGUCCGUACUCAAAUUGCGUCUCUGCAUUGUAGCGGCGAACCAAACCAGUGACCCUGUCGGUGUGUUGUUGGUGGAGUCGGACACCGCGCUAUUUCUGGAGCGGUACUACCACCUUUACAAUCAGCGGAAGAAGACUAGCGGGACGGAUGCCGACGAUGCUGUUGUGUUGCUUAUGCAGGAACCGAUACGCCCCUCUUUUUUACACUUUGCCGCUUCUGUGUUGUUGGAUGCGUUGUGA
Molecule: messenger RNA, 2802 nt
Organism: Trypanosoma rangeli
Lineage: Eukaryota; Euglenozoa; Kinetoplastea; Trypanosomatida; Trypanosomatidae
Product: putative protein kinase
Exons: 1
Coding region: 1-2802 (933 amino acids)
Source: RefSeq, a predicted model, not a curated record